Morus notabilis is the source of this 1470-nucleotide messenger RNA. Its product is annotated as putative 12-oxophytodienoate reductase 11. Gene Ontology annotation, molecular function: oxidoreductase activity; FMN binding. The record is from RefSeq and is a predicted model, not a curated record. Lineage: Eukaryota; Viridiplantae; Streptophyta; Magnoliopsida; Rosales; Moraceae.
AGGAAUAAGAGCGUUUAGUAAAGCAGAGAAAAUGGAAACCAAAAAACAGAGUUCACUUGGAGGUACACAAGAUCAGAACGACGACAGUCAUGCGAGUGCUGCUCAAAUUCCCGCCAAGAUCCCUCUUAUCACUCCUUACAAAAUGGGCAAGUUCGAUCUUUCUCAUAGAGUUGUUUUAGCACCAUUAACUCGGCAAAGAUCAUACGGCAAUGUUCCUCAGCCACAUGCCGUUUUGUAUUACUCUCAAAGAGCCACCAAAGGGGGUCUUCUGAUUGCUGAAGCAACUGGAGUAUCUGACACUGCUCAAGGGUACACGGAUACCCCUGGUAUAUGGACAAAAGAGCAAGUUGAAGCCUGGAAGCCAAUUGUUGAUGCUGUUCACGCCAAAGGUGGUGUAUUCUUCUGUCAGAUUUGGCAUGUCGGAAGGGUUUCAAAUUCAGGUUACCAACCAAAUGGCCAAGCUCCAAUAUCUUCCACGGACAAGCCAUUGACUAACCAAAUUCUAGUCAAUGGUGUUGAUGUUGCUCAAUUCACACCUCCAAGGCGGCUAAGAACGGAUGAAAUUCCUCAAAUUGUCAAUGAUUUUAGACUUGCUGCGAGGAAUGCCAUAGAAGCUGGAUUUGAUGGAGUUGAGAUCCAUGCGGCUCAUGGAUACCUCAUUGACCAAUUUUUAAAAGAUCAAGUGAAUGAUCGAACUGAUAAAUAUGGUGGAACCUUAGAGAACCGUUGCCGUUUUGCUCUUGAAGUCGUUGAUACUGCCGAUGAGAUAGGGGCGGAUAGAGUUGGAAUAAGAUUAUCUCCAUUUGCUACUUUCAUUGAAUCCGUGGACUCCAACCCUGAAGCCUUGGGGCUUUACAUGAUGGAAUCAUUGAACAAGUAUGGGAUUUUAUACUGUCAUGUGAUUGAGCCAAGACUGAAGACGGUUGGAGAGACACAUGAAACUCCUCAUAGUCUUGUCCCCUUGAGAAAGGCUUUCAAGGGUACCUUUCUUGUUGCUGGGGGUUAUAACAGGGAAGAUGGGAACAAAGCUCUGACCGAUAACCGUGCAGAUCUUGUUGUAUAUGGUCGUCAUUUCUUGGCUAAUCCGGAUUUGCCAAAGAGAUUCGAGCUCAACGUUCCUCUAAAUAAGUACUUUAGAGAGACAUUUUAUACAUCUGAUCCUGUUGUUGGUUACACUGAUUAUCCAUUUUUUGAGAACAUUGUUUAGCAAGGUACUCAAUUUUAGGUGUCAGGGCUUAAAUGAUUUAUUACUAGCACCUAAACAGGUGGGGGAAUUUAAUGGUUUGCUAAUGUUUUAUCACGCAUGUAACAGCCCUUUUGUACUGUAUCUUUUGAAUUAUAAAAUUAAUCAUCAUUAUUGUAUUGCUACUUCAUACUUUUGGACUUGAGCCUAAUGGUGUCAAUCGAUUGUGACCUGGCAACGUAGAGAGGGGCUGUACUAAGCCCCGGCCCUACAUUGUAGCGGAUCAU